Messenger RNA from Zea mays, 5400 nucleotides. RefSeq lists its product as uncharacterized. NCBI's taxonomy places the organism in Eukaryota, Viridiplantae, Streptophyta, Magnoliopsida, Poales, Poaceae. The record is from RefSeq and is a predicted model, not a curated record. Bases 531 to 4007 code for a protein of 1158 amino acids. The transcript is spliced from 16 exons. Gene Ontology annotation, cellular component: transcription factor TFIIIC complex. Gene Ontology annotation, biological process: transcription initiation at RNA polymerase III promoter; 5S class rRNA transcription by RNA polymerase III. Gene Ontology annotation, molecular function: DNA binding.
CAAAAGGAAAAAGAAGACCGCAUCCCCCGGAACUCAGGAUCCCCGUGGGGCUCUCCGUGCCUGAUGCCACCAUUGGCAAAACCCUGAAAGCCCUAAACCUUCCGAGACAACCAUGGACGAGCUCGUGUCGGUGGCGCUGGAGGAGGUGUGCGCGCGCCUCGCGCCGGGGAUCCCCGUCGUGGACCUAUGGCCAGCGCUCCGUGGCACGCUCGAUGCGACGGGGCUCCCGCUAGGCCCAGCAGUCAAGCGCGCCCUGUGGGCUCGCAUCCUUGCGCUCCGCGUCGUCAACCUGGUGGAGGGGGAUGGGGACGGGGUGCCCAUCUCUGCCGGAGACCCGGCGGAGAAGGACUUCGAGGAGGCCGAACGGCGGGGCAUGCGGCUCGUGGCAAGCGCGGGGAUCAGGGACAACUUCCUGGGGUUAUACGAGCGCAGAUUCGCGAAGUCGGAGUUGAGUGCCGUCCAGAAGGCGACGUUGGAGUGUGUUGCGGCAAGCAGGGGUACCACAGAGUGAACUUUGCAAAAAAUUUAGAAUGAAAGGAAACAAUUUCCAUUUUAUUGCAAAGAGUCUUGAAUCACAACGACUAAUAGUUAGACAAUCAACUAUUAUAAAGAUGAAAGAUCACGGAGCUGAGAGGGAAGAUGCCUCGCAGAAUAAACAUAUUAUCAAUACCAAUUCACUAUAUCUCUCCCGAUAUGCCAAGGACUUGAAUAUGACUUCACAGCAAAGAAUUGAGAUUACAAAGCCUGAACUACUUGGGAGCAAUGAAGAGGCCAAUGUAGAUGCUUUCCGAGUAGAUGGAGCUUUUGAUGUUAACUCCAAGAAUGAUAUAUCUAUUCAUGAUUAUCUUCCAGCAAUGAAAGCCAUAUGUGAUAAACUUGAAGAAGCAAGUGGAAAGGCUCUUGUUGUGUCAGAUAUAAAAGUUGAUCUCGACUACAGGAUGGCAUAUGGGCACAGAGCAUGGAGAAAUGUAUUGCAUAGAUUAAUAGAUGCACGACUUGUGGAGAUAUUUGAUGCCGAAGAUGAUGAUAAGGUUGUCCGUUGUUUGCGUCUACUGAAAAAUUUUGAUCCAAAUGAGUUUCAGCCAAAAAGUAUAGCUUCAAAUUUUAAAUUUGUUAAAAAAGGUCAGGCAACUGAUCAAAUUUUGGAACUUCCAUUAGAGAACUGUAUAUAUGAUAUGAUCAGUAGCCAAGGGACAAAAGGUAUUACACUUGUUGAGAUUAGCAAACAUCUUGGACUCAACAAUUCAAAAAAACUUCAUAAACGAGUAUCAUCCAUGCUAAAAAAAUUCAACCUAACAUGGGAAGCAGAAGUUCCAGACAAGACAUCGCAGUACCGAAUUUGGACUUCAAAAAACUUCUCACUCUACAAAGCUGGUACUGCUCUGCAAAAUUUUGAGGCACUCUCAGAAGACUGUGAUGAUUGUUCGGAUUUGUGGUCCCUAGUUUCAUCUAAAGAUUUGGAAUCACCUAGUUCACAGGGCAAAUUACUCUUGCUUGAAGAAGAGAACCAUGACAAACCAAUUGGACAUCAUAUCCAGAACAACCGUGAUGCUUCUGCUGCAGUUUCCCAGUUAGUUGAAGAAGAUAAACUUGCUUCGAAUCAGAGGAGGCGUCGGUGCCGUCCAUUAUCUUCUGAUGAUCAACGCCAUAGAAGGAUUCUACACAUGUUAAAGAAGAAGAAAUUUGUACUGAAGGUGGAGUUACAUAAAUGGUUAGAACGGCUUGAAAAGAAGGACGGGAAAAUAAUGGAUAGGAAGACAUUGACUCGCACGUUGAAUAAGCUUCAGCAAGAGGGAAGCUGUAAAUGUAUCAAAGUCAGUGCUCCAUUGGUGACAAAUUAUGCUCGCAGUCGUCUCUUUGAUGUAAUACUGCAUUCUUCUGUUGGAGACGUGUCACCAGAACUUGUGGAGCAAUUUAGGACCAGACAAAGGAACUUUGACACCAAAUCUCGCGCAGGUGCAGCAGCUAAAGUGAAGCAAAAUCAACAUAUGACUGCCAUACCUGGUCUGAGGAUUUCACGCAGAGUUAAAGUUUACAAACCAUUACUAUUAGAAGCUAUGUAUGCAAAUGGAUUCAUAGGCGCAAAGAUGAUUCGAGCAAAGUUAUUUCAUAAAUUUCUGUGGGCUUAUGUCAAUUCUUUGCCAAAUUGGUGCAAUGCAUUUGGUUGUACCAAAGCAGGGCAGUAUGAUAAGAGCCUUAAUCAAUCAUGCCUGUUAUUUUCUAUGGAAGCAGCUAUGAAAGAAAUGCCCCUUGAACUCUUUCUACAAAUUGUUGGGUCAGCAAAGAAGAUUGAUAACAUGAUAACGUUGUGUAGGCUUGGAAAAACACUUUCAGAAAUACCUACAGAGGAAUACAAUCAGAUCUUGGAUACUCAUGCCAAUGGCCGACUCUCACGUUUAGUAAAUAUUUUGGACAAGCUCAAGCUGGUUCAGCUUGCAAAAGAAUUCUUAGAAGAUGCUGGUGUAUCGUCAAAUGCCAUGUAUACACAUUCGAUGGAGCUCAGGCCUUACAUCGAAGAACCCAUGCCAAGAAUUCUUCCAUCUUCCCAACUGAACAAUCAUCGGAAAAUUCGGCAUGAUUUUGUACUUUCAAAGAAAGAGUUUGUUGAUUCUUAUUGGGAAACACUAGAGUGUUGUUAUUUAACAGCUGGUUUGGCUGACCCGUUAAGUGCCUUCCCUGGCAGUUCUGUCCCGGAGGUUUCUCAUCGUCGUUCAUGGUGUUCACUUAGAGUCAUGACUACUGAACAACGACUGGAGUUGCAACAGCGUAUUAUGGAUGUUGGUGAGAAGGGGAAAAUUCCUUUUAAAGACUGUGUUAGAAUAGCAAGAGAACUGAAUCUUUCUGUAGAGCAGGUACUUCGCCUUUCAUAUGAAAGGCAAUCUCGGCUCCAUGAACAGCCCAGCUUUACUUCUAAACAAAAGCAGCAAAGAGUUGGUUCUAGAUUGACUCCUGUGAGAAGAAAGAGACGUGCCGAUGGGACCAGCCUGAAGCUUCUGAAACGUACAGUACAAGCAAGUGGAUCUGCUGAACAAAUAUUGGAGCAACCUAUUGUUGAUGAAGAAGUACCAAUGAUCAGUCGGUAUGCUAUCUUAAGAAAGAGCUGCAUGAGAAGUAAAAGAUUCUUUUGGACAUGUGAAUCUGAUAGAAAACUGCUGAUGGCAUACAUUAGAGUGCGUGCAGUACUUGGGGCAAGAUAUUAUUGUGUACCUUGGAAGUCUCUCUCUGAUCUUCUAGCUCCACCACAUACAUGUCUUAGAAGGAUGGCACUACUAUUGAAAACAAACGGAAAGAUAAGAGGAGCUGUCAUGUGUUUAUGUAACCUUCUUGGGGAACGGUAUGUUAGAUAUCUUGAAAAGGAAAGGAGUUUGAAAAGGAGAAGAUUGUUUCCCCAGAUUUCAAACAGAAGUCAAGAAAACAGUUUGGAUUCAGAUUGUGAGCAAUUCAAUUGGGAUGACUUUGAAGUUCCAGAGAUAAAGAGUGCACUUAAUGAAGUCCUUGAAUUAAUUCAAACAGAAAAAAUAGAUCAGGCCAAGAGAAUUGGGCCUGUUAAUCAAAAAAACAUUAACAAUGAUAAUGAUGUCACAAAGGACACAAUAUGUUCUCAGGAACUGCCAAAUAAUCAGGCUAUACUAGGUGAAACCAAAACGAGUGCAGUUUCAGAAAGCGGGUUCUGUGAUCCUGAAAAAUCAUGCAGACAUUCAAAUGCAGAAAGUGAAAACAUGGAAGUCUUCUGCAAACCUCAAGAAAAAAUCAUUAAGGAUCACCGAAAUAAGAUUAUUGAAAGAGGCAUAUGGAAAUCAUUGGCUGUUGCAAAUGCCUUGGAGCUUCUGAAGUUGGUUUUCCUCAACACAUCUUUAGGAUCAAAUGUACAAGCUUCACUAGCAGCAACACUGCAGCUUUAUUCAGAGAGCGAGAUUUUUACUGUUGUUUCCUUUCUUAAAGAAAAAAAUUCUUGGUUAGUGUAUCUGAACUUAUGUUUCCUUUGGAAUAUUUGCUUUUCAGUAUGAUGUGCCCAACUUAAGUACUUUUAUUAGCAUUCAGGACAUGUUUGGUGUAUGACCCUGAUGAGCCUUACCAAAUUUUGGCUCUUCCGAACCCUGUGUGAUGCGAAGAUGUUGGCAAGUUCUAGAUUUUGGUUUCUUGCCAAUUUGCCAUGCCAACUUGUCGGCAAUCACAGAAGCGGUAGACUCAUGUUACUGGGAGUGGUGGGAAGCCGUACACCCUUUCUUCACAAUUCUUAACCAAUGCUUGUUGUUCACCUUUUCCAUUUGGUUCAGGGAAAAAGGCUUCUAUAUUUUCUAAUUGGCUUAUAGCUCAGCAAAAGAAUACUACAGACAGUGGAGUUUAUUUGUAUCCAGAUAUACAAUGUGGAGAAAUUGUUCAUCUAUUCUCUCUGGUUUUGUCAGGAAACCUUCUCAUUUCACCUUUCUUGCCUAGUGAAGGAGUUGGUGAGGCUGAUGAGCCUAACAGCUCUGGUCCUUUGGUCGUAGAUACCAGCGGUUUGGCUGACAACAGUCAUAAGCGCAAGGCUGAUACAGUGAAACUGAAAAGCAGCAAGGCUAAGAAACCGAAGCCUUUGCCAAAGAUAGAAAGUGACUUUUGCUACCGCCGGGAGAAAGGAUUUCCUGCUAUCCAAAUAGGUCUAAAUCUUCAUAGAAUUCAAACAAGCAAUUUCUUGCAAGAGUUUCAUGGUAAAGAAUCCUCUAUUUUUACUUCAAGCUGGGCAAUGAGCAAAAAGAAUGUUGAUUUGCAUGCAGAAAGGCACAUCAUGCCAUUGUUUUCAAAUUGCUUAAGUUCAUAUAGGCAUUUAUUGUCUGAAUCUCAGUUGGAGAACUCAUACAGUGGAUGGCCUUGGGAUGCCAUGACAAAUUAUGCGGAAGAGUUAUCACCAGUAUCUGAGCACCAAAAUGAAUUGUUCACAUUGUCUCCUGAACUGUUCAGGAAUGCAUUUCUUGUUAUUCAUCAAGCUGGUGGGCAAGGAGUUACCUUGAGAGAACUUUCGCAGGCACUGCAUCCGUUAGCCAUGCAGCUGGUCUUAAUAAUUGUUGACACUCUCAAAAGAUUUCAGCUGGCUGUUAAGGUCAAUGCAUAUGAUGGCGUUCAGAUUGUGGACUCAUUACAUUCGUCAAAGUAUCAUAUAGCUACACUUGCAGAAUGUGAUAGUUGCUGCUGUACAGAUCCUCCAACUUCUCAAUUUGUUGAUAAUGAAAACACAAAAAAUCUACUGAAAGAGAAGCAUACCAAGCCUAUUAAUUUUCCUGGUCCAAUAAAAAUGCUUGGUGAUGGGCACACAGUGACAGUAAUUAAUGUUCAAAGCAAGUUGAGCCCACCUUACAUGCACAGCAAAGAUCCUGGGGAUGCGGAAAGGUUAUCUACUCCAGGAGAGAACAAUAAGGAGAG